Psylliodes chrysocephalus is the source of this 1521-nucleotide messenger RNA. Lineage: Eukaryota; Metazoa; Arthropoda; Insecta; Coleoptera; Chrysomelidae. The record is from the annotation of a GenBank genome assembly.
AUGGUGGAAUCUUUUUUUAACUUCACUGACGAACUUCUAGAAAGUAAUUGUUUCUAUUGUACAAUAUGCAAAGACAUACUAAAGCCACCAAUAAUGCUUAUAGAAAAUAUCGGAAACAUUUGUGCGAAUUGUUUUGACGAAAAGCAAGAAGUAAUGAAUUGGAACAGCAUGAAGAAUGUGGCAUUGGAAAAUAUUUUAAAACUGUUAAAAUUACCCUGCAAAUACAAGAUAAAGGGGUGUACAGAAAGGUUUUCCUAUGAAGAUCUAGUUUACCACCAAAACAACUGCAAGUUCCGUACAAAAAUAUGUUCCAUGUUCAAAUUUUCCGGUUGCGAAUGGGAGGGGAACACGAUCGACUUCGUCGAUCAUUUCAAAGAAUCUCACGGAGAUCACGUGAUCAACUUCGAGAACAAUUUGUUCUUUUUAGAAACGUCGCUGAACGACGCCAACCUAGUGAAACUAUUGGUGACGAAACAGAAUGUUUUUAUGCUAAGAAUGCAGACAAAUUUGGAAAAGAAGAAAUUAUUUUACAUGAUUUGUAGCAUAAAUGACGAUUACAAUUCUUUUUGCGAAUUUUCUGUGAAACACAAGGGCGGCAGUGAGAAUUACAUUAAAACGAAAUCAAAAAUUUUGUCUUCGUACUACAAUUACAAGGAUUUCGAUGAAAAUAUUGCCGUGGAAAUUGAUUUGGAUGCGCUUAAACACAUUUCCCAUAUAUCUGAAACUAUUACGAAUAUAUUUAAGAUUAAAUUGGAUGAAUCUCCCGCUGAUUGUAUAGACGAUAAGAUAUUGCAUUUCUUCGAAUGUCCUGUUUGUAAGAAUUUUAUGAAACCGCCUAUUUAUCAGUGCAAUUCCGGGCAUAGUAUUUGCAAUUUGUGUAGACCAAGGCUAGAAAAGUGUCCUACUUGUCGAUCGAUGUUUGGGAAUACCAGGAAUUAUUCGUUGGAAGGUUUAACGGCAGGUGUGCAAUAUCCAUGUAUCUACCACGAUUCUGGUUGUAAUGAAAUCGGUUCCUCGAAUUAUAUGGUGAAACACGAAAGUGAAUGUCUGUUUAAACCGUACAAUUGUCCAUUUCCCAGCUGUACUUCGACUGGAAACCACGAAGCUGUUAUACAUCACUUGAUAAAUUUCCAUUUCGAUUCUUGCAUAUACUCGGGCAAUUCUGGCUACACGGACUCUUUCCGUUUAGAUCAAAACAACUGCUACAAUAAAAUCUUCGACAGAAAAUGCAUUAUUGCCUACAAUCACAUAUUCAGGUUGACGUGUAAGAGGGUAGCAGAGCAUUGUCUGAUGGCUGCUGAGAUAGUUGGCACCAAGAAUGAUUCUAAAACGUUUAUAUACGAAGUAUCCAUAAUUGAUAUGAGAAGACCCGAGAAGAAACUGAUAAGGACUGAUUAUUGCUUAAAUGAAAUGGCCGAAGACGAGUUGUUCAAGAAGUGUAUUAUGUUUCCGAAUAGCGUUUUAUCUGCCUAUUCGAAUCAUGGGAUGAUUACAUUUAAUAUUACAAUUAGAGAAAAAUAG